Molecule: messenger RNA, 1486 nt
Organism: Scatophagus argus
Lineage: Eukaryota; Metazoa; Chordata; Actinopteri; Scatophagidae
Gene: gosr2
Product: golgi SNAP receptor complex member 2
Exons: 6
Coding region: 157-795 (212 amino acids)
Biological process (GO): intra-Golgi vesicle-mediated transport; vesicle fusion
Cellular component (GO): ER to Golgi transport vesicle membrane; Golgi apparatus; SNARE complex
Molecular function (GO): SNAP receptor activity; SNARE binding
Source: RefSeq, a predicted model, not a curated record
UUCCUAUUUCCGUACACAAACACUCGGCUGAUGACGUGUACACUCCACUACUGUUAGCUAGCUAGCUAACUUAGACACCUGUCAGAAUCAAGCCGUUAUCAAUUAAGCAGCGCUACAAGGUACAGGGAAACAAAGAAUUUCAACAGAUCACAGAAGAUGGAGACGCUUUACCAUCAGACAAACAAGCAAAUCCAGGAGGUGCAGUCUCUCAUGGGCAAUCUGGAGAAAACGGAUCGUCAGUCGGUACACUUGUUAGAGAAUGAACUGCAAGCUAGAACCGACCAGAUCUUCAAUCAUUUAGAACGCCUUGAAAUCCUGGCCAGCAAGGAACCACCAAACCGCCGCCAGAACGCCAAAUUGCGAGUUGACCAGCUUAAGUAUGAUGUCCAACACCUCCGGUCCGCGUUGCAAAAUUUCCAGCACCGACGCUACGCCAGAGAGGCCCAGGAGAGAGAGAGAGAGGAACUCAUGAGCCGUACGUUCACAACCAACGAUGCAGAUACAUCCAUCCCCAUAGAUGAGACCCUACAGUUAAACUCCAACUUGCACAAUGCGCACAGAGGCAUGGAUGACCUCCUGGGCAGCGGCAGUAGCAUCCUCAAUGGUCUGAGAGAUCAAAGAUCUACACUGAAGGGCACCCAUAAGAAGAUGCUGGACGUGGCCAAUAUGUUAGGGCUGUCGAACACAGUGAUGAGACUGAUAGAAAGACGAGCCACCCAGGAUAAGUUCAUCAUGAUUGGAGGCAUGCUGUUGACCUGCAUCUUCAUGUUCCUGGUAAUCAGAUACCUUGGCUGACCACCAUCCAUCCACAAUGACGGUUUUUGAUCAGUCGUGGACAUUUCUGCAGAGUAUCAUCCCUCAUAAUAUGAAAAGUGGCAGACCUCAAUUUUUAACAUAAAUAAUUUUUAUAAAUUGUGCCAUCUGUUUUCCACCAACUUAAUUAUUUUGGGAACCUGCAAAAUGGCGAGGUUGAGUAAGAUCUUAAUUACAUGCAGUAUUUGAUUCCAGUCAAAGCUCCCGAGUGUCGCACUUCACUGCCACACAUCAAUAGUCUCUAGUCUUUUCUUUGUCAAAACCACUCUAUAACUCACUCUUGUGACUGUACCCAAAUGGCUUUUCAAAAAAUGCUUCAAACCAAUCUUUAUUGUCGACUUGCUUUUGCUUCCAUUGAAAAGCUAUUUGUUUUGCUCCUAAAUCUGUCAGUAAUGUGUCAUUCUGCUUUGUUCAGCAUGGUUCUUAAGAGAGAAGAUAGAAAGACUGAUGUGGAAAUACUCAUAAUGUUCCAUGUUUUAUCAUAAAUGCUCCUUGGACAAUAUUUUAUGUGUAGCUAAUGCAAUACACAAGAGAGGGAACAACCUGGUUACAAGGAUCUGGAAGAAGCAAUUAUUUUCUAAUUGUUAUACACUUAUCUUGGAUUAAUGUCUGGAUCUAGUCUCACUGUGUGAGUGACUUCAUUCUCUUACUAGAAUAAAACUUGUUUCAUUUU